Penicillium oxalicum is the source of this 1137-nucleotide messenger RNA. RefSeq lists its product as uncharacterized. Gene Ontology annotation, molecular function: phosphoric diester hydrolase activity. The record is from RefSeq and is a predicted model, not a curated record. Gene Ontology annotation, biological process: lipid metabolic process. NCBI's taxonomy places the organism in Eukaryota, Fungi, Ascomycota, Eurotiomycetes, Eurotiales, Aspergillaceae. The transcript is spliced from 3 exons. Bases 1 to 1137 code for a protein of 378 amino acids.
AUGCAGUGGCUGAAGUAUCUAUCCCUACUACUGCCGGUGGCAGUGGCCAACCCACUCAGUAUUCGAUCGACCGCCUGCAACAACUCUCCAGACCUCUGCGACAAGUCCUACGGCGCCAUCACACAUCUCGGCGCUCAUAACAGCCCUUUUGUGCGGACGUCAGACGGUGUUUUGGCCGGCAAUCAAUACUACGAUACUCCGACUCAACUCAGCGCGGGUGUCCGACUAGUAACGGCACAGGUUCACAAAGACAACAAUCAGUGGCGAUUAUGUCAUUCCUACUGUACACUGUUGGACGCCGGUCUGCUCAGCGACUGGCUAGCUUCGAUCAAGUCCUGGCUGGAUGACCACCCCAACGAAGUCGUCACCAUUCUUCUUGUCAAUUCAGACGGUGCCUCCGCCGCCGAGCUCGGUACAGAAUUCACGACAGCCAACAUCACCGACUACGCCUACCAGCCCGAGUCGCUCACCUCGGCUCCUUCCUCAUGGCCUACCCUCCAAACGAUGAUCAAUUCGGGCAAGCGGCUGGUUGUCUUUGCGACACCGCUUACAACAAGCACGUCGUAUCCCUAUCUCCUGUCGGAAUUUGAUUUUAUCUGGGAAAACAACUACGACGUAUCUUCACCUGCCAACUUCUCAUGUGAGCCGAACCGGCCCUCCUCGCUGGCCGGCGACACACCCAGCGCUCUGUCGACCAAUCGCCUCCCCUUCAUGAACCACUUCCUUUAUUCAACAGAUCUGGCUGUGCUUCAAAUCGAAUAUCCCAACGCAAGCUAUGUCUCCACCACCAACGCACCAUCCGGUGGGAACGGCAAUCUCGGCAGUGCUGCGACAACCUGCAAAGCCGCAUACUCUGGUCGGCAACCGACCUUCAUUCUCGUUGAUUUCUUCAACAAGGGGCCGGCCUUGGAUACGGUGGAUAAACUCAACAACGUGACCAAUGCGGUCGGCCGUACGUCAGUCUCCUCGUCUUCAUCGUCCACCUCGACAAGCGACGCCACCACGAUCAACAAUGUGUUCAAGGGUUUGGUGGAGCUGGCGAGCUCUGCCAAGUCUGGCGCUAGCACGAGCAUGGGAGAUUGGAUUUGGGCCGGCGGCAACUGGAAUACUUUACUGGGGGGCGGCAUCUCCUUCUAG